Molecule: messenger RNA, 381 nt
Organism: Debaryomyces hansenii CBS767
Lineage: Eukaryota; Fungi; Ascomycota; Pichiomycetes; Serinales; Debaryomycetaceae
Gene: QCR7
Product: ubiquinol--cytochrome-c reductase subunit 7
Exons: 2
Coding region: 1-381 (126 amino acids)
Biological process (GO): mitochondrial electron transport, ubiquinol to cytochrome c
Source: RefSeq, a predicted model, not a curated record
AUGGCUUCCAUUACCUCUAUUGUUAAGACUGCUGACUACAUUUUAUCUAGACCAGUAUUGUCUAAGGUUGUUAGUCCUGUUGCUAAAGCAUUCGUUGCUUAUGCCGGAUACAGAGAAAUGGGUUUAAAAUUUAACGAUUUACUCAUUGAAGAAACUCCAGUUAUGCAAAAGGCUAUUUCCAGAUUACCAGAUGAAGAAAUCUACGCAAGAAACUACAGAUUUAUCACUGCUCAUCAAUGUUCUUUAUCACAUCAAUUAUUACCAGCAAACCAAGCCGUUAAACCAGAAGAGGACACCCAUUAUUUGGUUCCAUACAUUUUAGAAGCUGAAAAAGAAGCAUUCGAAAGGGCUGAAUUAGAUAAUAUUGAAGUUCCUAACUAA